Messenger RNA from Mustela erminea (ermine), 2266 nucleotides. It is a transcript of the gene ACTR5, whose product is annotated as actin related protein 5. The record is from RefSeq and is a predicted model, not a curated record. Bases 322 to 1965 code for a protein of 547 amino acids. The transcript has 9 exons. NCBI's taxonomy places the organism in Eukaryota, Metazoa, Chordata, Mammalia, Carnivora, Mustelidae. Gene Ontology annotation, biological process: regulation of DNA-templated transcription. Gene Ontology annotation, cellular component: cytoplasm; Ino80 complex.
GCGUGGCCAGAUCGGAUUGUGGGGCGAAGUUAAACGAAGGCGGGACUUCGAGGCCAGACCGGGCGGGGCUUAGCGAUCUCAAAGACGGCCUGGGUUGCGAGGGAGGGAUCACGCAAAAAGGCUCGCCAGGCGUAGCGAGGGGAGGAGGCUUUGGGAGGUUCUCUGCACGCACCGGGCAGGGUCUCGUGCCGUCGUUGCGGGAGCUACGGUGAGGGGGCGGGGCUUUGCGCCGUCUGGGCGGGCACUGCGGCUAGGGGCGGGGCUUCGCGCCGUCUGGGCGGGCGCUACGGCGAGGGGCGGGCACAGCGUGCGCGCUCCAAAAUGGCGGCGGCCGGUGCGGUCGGUCCGGUGGCGAACGUCUUCCCGUUCCGCGAUGCCCGCGCCGCGCCAGACCCUGUGCUGGAGACCGGCCCGGGUGCUCUCGGCCCACUGCCGGUGCCACUCGUGCUGGACAACGGGUCGUUCCAGGCCCGCGCCGGCUGGGCAUGCCCCGGACCGGACCCGGGCCCCGAGCCGCGCCUGCAGUUCCGCUCCGUGUGCGCCCGCGGGCGGGGCGGGGCUCGAGGCGGGGCGGGCCCGCAGGUGGGCAACGCGCUGGGCAGCCUGGAGCCGCUGCGCUGGAUGCUGCGCUCACCCUUCGACCGCAACGUACCGGUCAACUUGGAGCUGCAGGAGCUGCUGCUGGACUACAGCUUCCAGCACCUGGGUGUGUCCUCACAGGGCUGUGUUGAUCAUCCCAUAGUUUUGACAGAAGCUGUGUGCAACCCACUGUAUUCUCGACAAAUGAUGUCUGAGCUUCUUUUUGAGUGCUAUGGGAUUCCUAAGGUUGCGUAUGGAAUAGACAGCCUCUUCAGCUUCUACCACAAUAAGCCAAAGAACUUGAUGUCCAGUGGGCUCAUCAUUUCCUCUGGAUACCAGUGUACACAUAUUUUGCCCAUCUUAGAAGGGAGGUUAGAUGCUAAAAACUGCAAACGCAUCAAUCUGGGAGGAAGCCAAGCAGCUGGCUACCUCCAGCGCCUCCUGCAGCUGAAGUAUCCUGGGCACCUGGCAGCCAUCACUCUGAGCCGCAUGGAGGAGAUCCUGCACGAGCACAGCUACGUUGCUGAAGAUUAUGUGGAAGAACUGCAGAAAUGGCGGUGCCCUGAUUAUUAUGAAAACAACGUCCACAAGAUGCAGCUCCCGUUUUCCAACAAGCUCCUCGGCAGCACUCUGAGCUCGGAGGAGAAGCAGGAAAGGCGGCAGCAGCAGCUGCGGCGCCUGCAGGAGCUCAACGCCCGCCGGCGGGAGGAGAAGCUGCAGCUGGACCAGGAGCGGCUGGACAGACUGCUUUACGUGCAGGAACUUCUAGAGGACGGCCAGAUGGAUCAGUUUCACAAAGCUCUGGUGGAGCUGAACAUGGACUCCCCAGAAGAGCUGCAGUCCUACAUCCAGAAGCUUAGCUCGGCAGUGGAGCAGGCGAAGCAGAAGAUCCUCCAGUCAGAAGUCACCCUCGAGGUGGAUGUGGUGGACAGCAAGCCAGAGACCCCUGACCUGGAGCAACUUGAACCGUCUCUGGAAGAUGUGGAAAGCAUCAAUGAUUUUGAACCCUUGUUUUCAGAGGAAACCCCAGAAGUGGAGAAGCCAGUGACCACUGUCCAGCCCGUGUUUAACUUGGCAGCCUACCAUCAGCUGUUUGUUGGGACAGAAAGAAUACGAGCUCCAGAAAUUAUCUUCCAGCCGUCCCUCAUAGGGGAGGAGCAGGCUGGGAUAGCGGAGACCCUUCAGUACAUCCUGGACAGGUACUCAAAGGACAUUCAGGACCUGCUUGUUCAGAACGUUUUCCUCACUGGUGGAAACAUGAUGUACCCUGGGAUGAAAGGUAGAAUCGAGAAGGAGCUGUUGGAGAUGAGGCCCUUCCAGUCUGCUUUUAAGGCCUGCUGUUCUCACUCUUCUGCUGUCUGGUGGGAUUCCAGGGCUUGGCCUUGAGCAUGGAGAGAGCCUCCUUACUGACAAUUUCUAGUGAAAAGAACCUCAGAAAAGAAGGAGGUGUUCCCUCUUGCCCUGAAAGUUUGGAAAAGCAGACACUCUCCGGAGAAUAGCAGAAAGCCCUUUCCAAGAGCCUGUUCGGAGAAAAUGUGGGACUCCUCCUGCUCUGAUUUUGGCUGCAAAUGUUACUUGAAACAAAGGACUCUUUAUCAUCUGGGUUUCAGAGAGAUGUAAUCAUAUGCUGUAAAAAAAAAUCUUUAAAAAAGAUGGCAUCUCUAAAAUAAAAAAUAUUAAUCCACAG